This is a messenger RNA of Caenorhabditis remanei, 1146 nucleotides long. RefSeq lists its product as uncharacterized. Lineage: Eukaryota; Metazoa; Nematoda; Chromadorea; Rhabditida; Rhabditidae. The record is from RefSeq and is a predicted model, not a curated record. The coding region runs from base 1 to 1146 and encodes 381 amino acids. The transcript is spliced from 5 exons. Gene Ontology annotation, biological process: embryo development.
AUGCCUGGGAUUUUAGGUGUUCCUUUAAUCCCACUUCUUCUCAUUUGCCGGAAAUGGGAUACGCAGACGAUAUCCGAGUUUGCCACCGCUUCAAGAUCUUCAAAGAUGAAGGUCCUGGAAUCAAUUCUCCCAUUUUUUGUGGCUUCCCAUAACUGGAAAGUGGAGGCAAACCGUGUCACUCUGAAGUUGACAUUGGAGUACGAUGGUGACAUGAACGAUCAAGUUCCAGACGAAGAAGAUUGGAAUGGAGAAGACGGAAAUUGUGUUUUCAUUUUUGAUGACAAUGAAUAUGACAAGAUUAAGAGAAAGUUUGAAGGAAGUUGUGAUAGUAGAAUUCGAUCAUAUGGAAGCUUUUUGCAAGACGGUGGAAGUUACUACCAUGUUUUCGAUUGGGAUGUUAUCUUUAUCCAAGCUGUAUUUCUAAUGAAUACAUUCGAGGGCACUCAUGAACUUCAUAUCCUGACUAACCAUGUCUCUGAGCUUGUUCAAAUUUUCCAACAAAGAGAGGAACCCGGUCAUUGUGAAAUUCUCGAGAUAGGAUAUGAAGGUAUGAAUGAGAAUGAGUUUGAUUUGGUUCUCCAGCAAUUUGAAACUGUUAAAAUGCUGAUUUUGGAUGAGUAUACCGGAAAGAUUAACUCUCAUCAGACUUUCAACUAUAAUCAAAUUUUCUUCAACAACUGCUCUAAUAUCCAUAUGGCUGAUCUCCAAUAUCUCCAAACCCCAAACAUUGAUUUGUUUAAUCCGACAAGCCUACAAACCAUUGACAUUGUCGCCUUUAUCCAUGGGUGGCUGAUUUCUACUGAUAUGGGAUUUGAGAGAUUCCGUGUGGAGUAUGUCGGAAUGCCAAACCAAUUGAAUCUCCAACAAAUCCUCUCUUGCAUUUACUACCUCCCUUACAAUCCGUACAGCCGCAUGGUUCAGCAAGUCCACCUCGACGUCCGACGUGUUCACCACUACGCCUUCCUCUUCAAUUGCACUGAUAGCGUCGACAUCUACAGAGCUGAUGGAACAGUGGCUUCUCUCAUUUCUCACAAAGACUCUGUCUACUUUGUCGUUUGGCAUCAGACCGAACAAGGACGCAAUCAAGUUCAGCACCCACACGUCGAAGGUCUCUCUUCCCAAUUCCAAAGCAUGCUCCAUAUUUGA